GCUAUUAAACGUUGACUUUCACUACGCGCUAAAUUCAAAGUCCAGCCUGUGCGUAAAAUCGAAGUAAAAGCUUCUUCUCGAUUUAAAAUGACUUAGUAGUUUUAAAUCACUUCCAAAAACUUUCAAUGUCUUAGAAAAAGGCAUUUUAGAAAAAGUUUCAAACGUUGGAUGGCACUCAGCUGUACGUCACAGACCCAAAUAGCUUGGGACUUUCCACAGGCGAUGUUUACGCACAGCUGUUUUGGGUUUUCUUAUAACGCUCCCAAUGGCUGAACGCGCACACAGGAUCCGCUGUUUCUCCCUGUGGAAGUGACUGUGUGCAUCCAAGUGGCUGCUGGGAAGGUGUGCUUGAGAUGAGAUGGAUUGAAAUUUCCAAAUGGAGCGUCUGUGUUUACUUGCCAGUUUAUGUCAGGUGGCCUUGCUGACCUGUGAACAGCAUUCAGACCCUGUUGAGGUUGAAGCUGUGUUCCAGUCCUUCCCCUCCAGUCCAGAUCCAGACAGCUACACAAUCACCUGCAGACCUGCAAGCAACCAUCUGGUGUACGUGGAGCUCAUUCAUCACUCAGCAUGCUCUCCAGACUGCCAGAUAGCACUGCGAAUGGCUGAGGACCAAAACGGUUAUAACAUCACACUGAGAGCCUGCAGGAAUGAUACCACGCUCCAGGCUAAGACCUUUCACUUUGUUCCAGUGUCCCUGUCCUCCUUUCAUGUUCACAGCUCAACCACUGCUGCACUCCUAAAAUGGAAAAUUCACAGGCAUCAGAUGCUAUCCUCCUUGUCUCUAUACAACACACGCACACAGUCUGUGACACACAUCUUCAACCUAAACUCCUCAGAGAUAAAAUCUCAGCACACAGUGAUAGGUCUCCAGCCUGGAACACGCUUCAAGGUUGAAGUGGUGGUGACUACAGUUCUCAGACAGUUUAAUGUGACCUUAAAGCAGAGACUCAGCACUUUUAUGGAAACAGCUCAGUGCCCACCUGGCUGGCUGGCUGAUGGGAGAAGCUGCUACACCGUGAGAAGAGCAGGUUUGACCUGGAGUGAGGCCCAGCACAGCUGCUCAACCCUGGCAGCUGGAAGUCACCUGGUGAACCUGAAGACUCUGGAAGAUCUGCUUUUUUUAUCUUCUUAUCUCCUGACUCAUGACAAUCUGCUGCUGCUAUGGACUGGACUUAAUGACCAGCAGGAGGAGGGUCUACCUCUCUGGUCUGAUGGCUCAUCAUAUAACCAAACAAACAAUCUGCUGACUCUGCUGCCAGCCAGUCAGACAGACUGUUUUGCCUUUCAGAGGAACGCCACAGGACCAGGAUACUUUCUCACUCCAUUCUUCUGCAACAUCCCCUUACCCUUCAUCUGCCAGUACCAGACCCCUCCAGCUUCUGCCUCCUUCUCGUUUGACCUGGUUCAGGUGAUGGAGCAACAGGUAGAGCUUCGCUGGAAUGACCUCUCCCCCUUUAACUCACUUAAUCUUUCAUCCUUUGAGAUAUUCCUCCAGUACCAAGAGAGGGAAAAUGGAGAUUCGGGUCAAGGUGAAGAACACAGACGCAGGAGGCCAGAGGACGAAAAGGGGACGAAGAGCCUGAGCAGCAUUAGAAAAAUUGUCCGUGUUCCAAUUUCCCUCUCCUCUAGAGGAGUCACUGUGGCAGGUUUAUCUCCAGGGAGCAUCUACUCUUUUACCCUUCAAGCCUCUCACCCUUCUGGCUUCAAGUGGAGCUUGGGACAGAUGCAAAUGGCAUACACUAGACCUCUUCCUCCUCAAAAUAUAACUGUAGGCCUAAUCACAGCCAGUCAGAUUAGUGUCCACUGGAUGCUGCCAGGAGCACAGUAUGUGGCCAGAUUGACAUUUGUUGUACGCUAUGAGGACAUUUCUUCAAGACAGGACAAGGUAGUUGGAAUGAACAACAUCUCCAGGGUGUCUCGGACCGGUGGGUUGCAGUCCUACACUGCUGUGAUUGGAGGGCUGGAAUCUUACAGGAAAUACAGGAUUGAAGUUUACACAGUAGCCCAGCAUGGGAUAGAGAGCUGUGGACAAACGCCUCUGAUUGUACAGACUGCGGUGAUGGCUCCUAGCGGCCUGGUGGUGUCGAGCCUGAGAGGAAACCUGACAGUCUGCUGGAUCAGUCCACCUGAUGAUCCCCCAGAUGGUUAUUACCUCACAUCCCAGCCGCUCAAAAAUCCUGCUGCUUCUUCACUGUGGAUAAACCAGUCCAGCCCUGGUGCACUCUGGGUAGAUGAAUCCGUGUGUGUUUACUUGGGGACAUUUACUCCUGGUCAGACAUAUGAAGUGGGAGUCGCCGCUAUGAGGGGAAAUGACAGGAGCGAGAGGUCCAGCAUCAUAUGCACCACAGCUCCAAUGCCAGUGCAGGUCGCAGUCCCUCUUUCAGUGGGCACCAACUAUGCACAACUGUACAUCCAGCAUCCACAGCUGGGUCUGAUUGAUGGGGUGAAAGUGUGUGCGUGUCCAGGAGUCUGUGACAGUGCAUGUGAGGGAGUAUGCGAGUAUAUAUGUGACUGGCAUUCCCUCGCUGCUGACGUGCAUAUCGUAACCCUUAGCAACCUGAGUCCAGGAUCACAGUACCAGCUGAGCGUGUACAGCACCAGCAGAGAGCAGAUCGGACCACCGUACUACACUCCCCUCAUCAGAACAAGCCUGGCUCCUCCCAGCAGACUGAGGGAAGGCGUGGUGACCGACUCAUCCAUAGAGCUGCUUUGGGAUCCAGCUGAAGGAGAAUCUCACAGUUAUGAAGUCACCUGCUUCAACUGUGACCACCCUCUCCAGGUGCAGAAGGUGUUAACUCAGAGUGCAGUGUUUUCUAGUCUGACUCCGGGCUUACUCUACCACUUUGCAGUGCGGACAGAGAAGGAGUCCUUCACCGACAGUUCACCGUCCACCGUCAAUAUCACUGCAGCUCCCAGCCCCGUGGAGAUCUGCCUCGUCAAUAAAACCACAUCAUCCAUAUGCAUUAGUUGGAGUAUGGGCAGGGGACUGGUGAGCGCCUUCCUCCUGUCAAUCAAAAACAGAACAUCCAUUCAAGAGCUGGUCAUUACUCAUCAGGAGCCCAGAUCGCACAGCUUUGAAGGCCUGAAUUCUGGAAGCCGAUAUACAGUUGAAGUGAUUGCUGUUAGUGGAGAAAGAAGAAGUAAACCUGCUACUAUGAUCCUACAUACUAUCCCAGAGGCGCCACAGGAAGCGUCUCUUUCAGAGCAGGCUGUGACGUCUGCGUUUGUAACCUGGAGACCACCACCAGGACAGGUGGGGGAGUACAAGCUUCGUUUUGGCAGGACAUCCAUGAACAGGGAGUCAUGGGUUCACGUUCUGGUCAAGGGCACAAGUUAUGAGAUCAGGGGUUUGAUUCCGGGGUCAGACUAUGGUGUCAGCAUUCAGAGUAUGCUGGGCUCAGACGCAAGUCAAGCAGUGCACAAAGAAUUUAGCGCACGCCCAGCAGGACUAUGUGGCCUUCAUCUAGAUAACGUGAACUCUUCCUCUGUCUGUGUGAGCUGGGACCGUGCACUCGGAGAGUUUGACUUCCACAGAGUCAAUGUGACCAACACUUCAGUCACAAACACAAUCACCAUACCCAAAGAGGAGCGGGUUGCCGUGGUGACAGGGCUGCUGGACGGCUGCAGCUACAACGUGAGCGCUGAGCGAGUGAGAGGAGAGACAACAGGAGUCGCUGCCUUUCUGACUGUAACCACAGUGCCAGCCCAUGUGCAGGGACUAUGUGUCGUGAAUGUAUCCGCACGUGCAUUCUCGCUACGUUGGAAGCAGGCAGUGGGUUGUGUGAGUCAUUACCAAGUGAACCUGCAACCAAACCAGGGACAAGUCACAGUUCACCCUGCACGUGAUGGAUAUGUUCAGGCCAACGUGGCGAAUGUCAGUCCAGGGACACAGUACACUGCAACAGUCACAGCAGCCGCCUCGUCCAACAUCAGCCCCGGAGUCAGCCGCAUGAUCAAUACUAAUGAGAGCGUCCCAGAGACACCUUAUUCUCUAGAGGGAGAAGCUGUCGGCUCUAAUGGUAUUCUGCUCUCCUGGAAAAUGCCGAGUGAUACCUCAACUCCUGACGGAUAUGUCAUCAGGUACAAGGAGGUGUGUCCCUAUCCAGAUGCCCAAUUCCUGCAGGUGAUACAUUUAAUGCCUGACCCAGAGACUCUGCUCACUGUGUUCACUUCAGGUUCUACAUACAACAUCCAGGUAGCAGCUAUGUCCUCAGCUGGAACGGGAGCAUUCAGCAAGUCUUUAUACAUAAAGACACAUGAGUCCUCCCCUGGCCUGGUGACCAAUCUGACAGCGUACGCUCAGAACCACACCUCUGUCAUGGUUACCUGGUUCUUGCCGCACCGCAUCAACGGCCUCAUCACAAAGUUUGCAGUCAAGGCAAAGCAUGCUCGCACAGGGCAGACCGUCCGAAUGCUGGAGGUCAACGCGGAGGACAUCAUGACUGGAGCGCUGCCUCACUGCAAUGAUGCAGCCGAUAUCCUCUCCCGUGCCACUGUAAGUCCCGUGGAGAUAACGGCAUCGUCUCCGCCCAUCACCCUCUCCGCUGUGCCCCCUGCAGCCGCUUGGAGUGUGCCCAUAUCAGUGGGAGUCGAUCAGCUACGACCUCACACUGCCUAUCUGUUCGAGGUGUCUGCCUUCACCUCUGAGGGAGAAGGACAGAUAGCCUCCACUAUGGUCCGCAUGCCAGAAUCAGCUCCAGAAGAUCCGCCACAAAACUUUGCAAUAUUGAAUAUGACGUCUAGAUCGAUCUCUGUCUCCUGGAACUCUCCUAACAUCAUCACAGGGAAGUUCACCUACGUGCUCUACCUAUAUGGACCUACAGGUUUUUUGUACGAGAACAGCACAGGAGACAUGCGUUUUGCUUUUACUGGUUUGACCCCCUACACAAGGUACACAAUAGAAGUCCGAGCAAAGGCAGCUGGAGAGACGGGACCAGCAGCACAUGAAGACAUAACUACACCUGCUGAAGCUCCCAGUGCAGUGCAGGACCUGGUGGCAAUUGCUGAGGAUUCGGUUUCAAUUCGUGUGAGUUGGAGAAGCCCUGCACAGCCCAACGGUCCCAUAACCCAGUACAGACUGCUGGUCCUGGUAGAUGAAGGUCUGCUGCAGGACAUCACCCUCAUGGGAGAAAUGAACACAACUGGUUUAUUUGAGGACGACACACUUCCUCCAGAUGUUUCUAACAGUCUGUCGCGACGUAAGAGAGAUGCUGAACUCAGUCUGGUCACAUCUCUGACGACUUUCACGCCCACUGUUUCUGAUCGCACACUGCACACUGAUGCUUCCACCUUCACACACUCUGUACUCAGAAGCACUGAUUACAUCACUAACACCGAUAUUCAACCAACCAUAGACCCCAUGGGCACUGACAAACCCAGCCCCAGUUCCAACUCGCACUUGAAUAGCGCAGACACUCAGUCUACUCACUCUAUGGUCUUUGCCACUUCUGCAUUUUCUCUUACCUCUGUGCCACCUGCUACACUUCCACCCUGGCUGACAAAGCAAUCACAAGCUGGGGGUAUGACUUCAGACUCCUCCCCCUUGGCCCUGACCCCGGGCCAGCUCCGCUUGUCUACACAUGACGCUUCAAUUACAGGACACUUUUCAACACGCAGCGCUGCAGUGUCUGGUACUACAGGUGUGACUGUGAGAGAGGAGGUGAUGGACGUUUUGUCUGAGGAGUUGUCAUACUUGGUGUCGGAUUUGAAUCCCUUCACUGAGUACACGUUCAGGGUCACUGCUUCCACCACUGUGGGAGAAGGUCCUGCUACAGAUAUCACUGAGAAGACCAGGGAGCAAGUGCCCAGCUCGGUGCUCGAUGUGUCCUAUCAAAACGUCAGCUCCACCUCCAUACGAGUGAGCUGGGUCCCACCACUCAAUCCCAAUGGACGGAUCACGCAUUACACCGUUUAUGGCCUCAAACUGCAGACUAAUCAGGCAAUGAAGUGGGUUUCUAACACUACCAGCAUAUUGAUAGCAGAUUUGGACAAGUACACAGGCUAUAAGCUGCGUGUAGCGGCAUCUACAGCUGUGGGAGAGAGCUCUCUAUCUGAGGACGAUGACAUUUUUGUUUUCACUUUAGAGGACGAGCCUGACUCCCCGCCUGUGAACCUCACUGUGGUAGACACCAGCCCCUCUACUGCCACGCUGCUCUGGUCUGUGCCAGAGAAAGCUAAUGGGAUGAUCCAGCGUUACGAGGUCCUGUAUGAGAACGAAUCCUUCUCUGCAUUGAUGAACACAUCAUCUAACAGAGUCUCUCUGACCAAUCUGAAACCGUUCUCCCAUUACAACGUGUCUGUGAGAGCGUACACGCGUUACGGCCACGGCAACCAAACGUCAGACACCUUAUACCUGCUGUCUGGAGAGGAUGUGCCAGGCAGUCCUCCAUAUGGCCUCUCCUAUGAGUCGAUCAGUCCCAGUGAGGUGAACGUGACCUGGCAGCCUCCCCUGAUGCCCAACGGGGUCAUUAUUGAAUACAGUCUGGAGCUUUGGAACUCCAGCCACUACCUGAACCUCACCUCCCCGACCAACUACAUCCACAUCACGCAUCUGAGGAAGUACGCACAGUACCGCGUCACGGUUCAAGCACACACUCGAGUCGGGCCGGGAAACUACAGCAGUGAGCCGCUCAACAUCACCACACUUGAGGAUGCUCCAGGCACUGCUCCUCAGUUCCUUAAAACCAGGAGGUUGUCAGACUAUGAGGUAGAGUUAUCAUGGCAACCACCACUUGAGGCCAAUUCAGACAUAGUCUUCUACAUUGUCAGAGUUUGGAAUGAAACAUUUGAGCGGGAGCAGAAUGUGACAGGCACAUCAGUGAUUAUUCAUGUGGACUCAGAGAGUCGCUACAAUGCCUCUGUCUCCAGCUGGACCAGACUGGGAGAUGGAGGAGUGCUGAUCUACAUCACCUUUACCACCACUGCUGCAGAACCCUCUGACCCGCCGCAGAAUGUGACACUUGUAAAUGUGACGGCCUCCUCUGUCACCUUGAUGUGGUAUCCACCCACUGAACCCAAUGGCAUCAUUGUACACUUCACCAUUUACUAUUCUCACAACAACAGUGUAACCGAACAGAGAGAGGUUCCCGUGUCAGAUUUACCUGCUCGCUCAUCCUCUGAUUCACCCUUCAUCUACACUCUGACUCGGCUCAUUGGGGGCUACAAUUACACCUUGUGGAUGACCUCCAGCACCAUACAGGGUGACGGAGGAGUCCAGUCCGAACAACUAACAGUGCUCUUACCGGUGGACGUGCCAAGUGACCCGGUCAGAAACUUCUCAGCUCAGAUCUUCAGCUCCACGACCAUCAUCGUGAGCUGGGACCCUCCCCUGGAGCCCAACGGUCGUCCCUUCUACCUGCUUACCUUGCAGGAGGCCGGAAUCUUCCCAGACACAUCCAGCCAAGGGCCUCCAGCUGUCAACAAGACUACCAAACACAAGACGGAUGAAAACAUCUUCCUGUUCCUCAGACUCAGGAAGUAUUUCCCUUAUGUGGUUACUGUCACCCCAGCAACUGCAGCUGGUGCUGCUUACAACCACACCCUGACAAUGUACCUGAGGACAAAGGAAGACAUUCCAAGUUCUGCUCCAUUGCUGGUGUCCACUAGGAACCUGUCGUCAUCCUCCAUCGAUGUGGUCUGGCAACGCCCUCUGGAGGCCAACGGGGAGAUAACAGAGUAUACCCUCACCCUGUAUGGGCCCGGGGGCUCCAACACAACACAGACCCCCAACACCUCGUUCAUCCUCACUAACCUCCUUCCAUACACAGCUUACAAUCUCACCAUAACGGCUGCAACACGUAAAGGCUCAGGGCCUUAUCUGGUGAUGCAGUUACACACUGAUGAAGGCGGGCCCAUGUCCCCUCCCCGUAACCUGACUAUAUACAACCACACGGCCGUCUCUGUGUGGCUGAGCUGGGAGCCUCCUCUGGAGCCCAAUGGAGUGGUGAUAAAGUAUGGAUUCCGGAUCCGAGACCUCAUCACACACACCGUCACACACCGGAAUUCCUCUGGUUCAUCGACCACGGAGUAUCUCUCAGGCUUCAGGCCUCAUAGCUCCUAUGAGAUCAGUGUGUACAGUUACACCAGAGUGGGCCACGGGAAUCAGUUCAGCAGUCCUGUGACCUUCACAACAAAUGAGUCAGUGUCUGAUGCUGUGGGGAACCUGUCUUGCUCAGGAGUGAGCUGGGAUUCAAUUCAGCUGUCUUGGGAGCUUCCAGCCAACCCUAAUGGGCAGAUCCUGUUUUAUGAGAUUCUAGUGGAGGUAGAAUCACAGUCCUACAUCCGCCAGGCUCACACAGCAGAGUACACAGUGACUGGGCUCUUACCAGACCAGGAGUAUGCGCUCACUGUAGCUGCAGUCAACUCUGCAGGACCAGGAGACAGAGUAAACUGUUCUGCUUCCACCCUUUCUGAAUCAGUCCCGGCUGCCCCUCGCUCCCUCACCAUCUCUCUGGUCACACCUAGCAAUGUGACACUGCAGUGGGCUCCACCGCUCUCCAUUCCAGGCCUGCUGAAAGAGUAUCAGAUCGUUGCACAGCUGCUUUCAGCUGUUUGUGAAUCAAACAUACCACUUACUGUUCAGCUGACCCAAGAGGACGAUAUAGCCUCAGACUGCGUGGACUCUGAUGUCAUGUUGCCAGUAAUUGCUUCAGAUGCCUCUGAAGAGAACAGCGUCACGCUCCAAUCGCUGGCUAAAUACAGAUACUACCGCUUCAGAGUAGCUGCUGUGACCAACGCUGGAGUUGGAGAAUAUACGCCGUGGAAUUAUGCACGCACCCUGGCUGGAAACCCUGAUGCUCCUCCCCGCGGCUUAAAAGUGACCCCCACCUCCAACAGCCUUCGCAUUGUGUGGGACGCUCCAGCUGUUCUCUCUGGACCAACUUCAUAUCUUGUGCAGGUUGAUGGCCCUGCUAUGAACAUCUCAAAAGUGCGGGCUCCUGGAGAGUUGAGGACUGUCGUUGUGACUAACCUGAUGGCUUUCACUCGUUACGUUGUGACUGUCACUGCCUUCACGGGUCCAUUGGAGCACGCUGCUAGAGAUGGGAAAGCCAUCGGGCCGAUUGACUUCCAAACCCUGGAGGAAGAACCCAAAGACCCUCCCAAGAAUGUGACCGUCUCAGUUGUCCCAGAGGAAGUAAACCGUGUUAAGGUGACCUUCAACCCCCCUGAGGCGCCCAAUGGUAACAUCACUGCCUACUUUGUGUACGUGUAUGAGAAAGAUCGGAUGGUCAAGAACGUCAGCAUCAGUAUCACCCCAGGAGAGAAUAACACAGUGGCGGCGGUCAUAGAAGGUCUAAAGGGAGGACACAACUACAGCAUACAGAUUUCAGCAAGGAACGGAGCCGGCACAAGCCCACCAAGCCCACGUGUCCACAUAACUACAGGGAUCAAAGCCCCAACCAAGCCAACCCAAACACCCCAGGCAGAGAUGGGCCGUGGAGGGGUUGCCAUGGUAACCCACAGGAGUAUCACCAUCCGCAUGCCUGCCUGUUUCUAUAGUGACGACAAUGGACCAAUCAAAAAAAUUCAGGUCAUCGUGGCCGAGUCAUCGGUGAAGGAUAUGGAGGACCUAACCAACUGGAAGACUGCAUUCUUUGGUCGGCCUGCCCCUUACCUGACUGAUGCGGGAUUCCCCAAUCCGCUAUGCCCUUCAGGGAACAGGGCUGGAGAGAGCCGGUCAAUAAUGAGGAGCAACCAAAUUACAGAAUAUAAAAGAAAAGAAGAGACCUAUGUGAUUGGAGAAAAUGAUGACUGCAUGCAGGAGAACAACACUGAUUACUUCUGCAAUGGACCUCUGAAGCCUAACGUUGUCUAUGUGUUUAGGUUCAGAGCCACUAACAUUAAUGGCCAACAUACAGACUCUGAAUACUCGGAUCUCGUCAAAACUUCAGUGGAUGGGAUGUUGACCAGAGAUGAGCAGAUCAUUAUGGGUGUAUUGCUGUCCUUCUUCUUGGCUGUGUUGAUCAUCCUCAUCAUCUAUUGCUCAGUCAGGCUCCAUCGGCAUAAGAAGGAGGGUGGGACUUACUCACCCAGAGAGGCGGAGAUCAUAGAGACUAAGUGUAAGCUGGAUCAGCUGAUCGCUGUAGCAGAUCUGGAGCUGAAACAAGAAAAACUCAACCGGUAUUCUUCCUUCUUCUUUAAACGGAAAGAGAUUUAUGUCAUCCAGCUGCUCAGCUACAGGAAAUCGCUCAAGCCUGUCAACAAGAAGUCUUUCCUGCAGCACAUAGAGGAUCUGUGUGCCAAUGACAAUGCCAAGUUUCAGGAGGAGUUUGCUGAGCUCCCAAAACUGCUGCAGGACCUGGCCACCACAGACGCUGACCUACCCUGGAACAAAUCCAAGAAUCGCUUCCCCAACAUCAAACCCUACAACAACAACAGAGUGAAACUGCUGUCAGAACCAGGCACUGCGGGCUCAGACUACAUCAAUGCCAGCUUUGUCUCAGGCUACUUGUGUCCUAAUGAGUUCAUCGCCACCCAGGGUCCUCUGCCCGGCACCGUGGCUGACUUUUGGAGGAUGAUCUGGGAAACAGGAACUCGCACCAUCGCCAUGCUCACACACUGUUACGAGAAAGGCAGAAGCCGGUGUCACCAGUACUGGCCGGACGAUGACAACAAGCUGAUGACAGUGUUUAGUGACAUUCUCAUCUCAAAAGUGUCAGAGGAAGUCCUUCCUGACUGGACUGUCAGAACCCUGAAAGUGGAAAAGCAUGGACACUACAUUUUGGUCCGCCACUUUAACUACACAUCGUGGCCUGAGCAUGGAGUACCAGAUUCUUGCAGCACACUCAUUAAGUUUGUCAAAGCUGUCCGGGCGCACAGGCACGAAAACACCACUAUAGCAGUCCACUGCAGUGCCGGUGUAGGAAGGACAGGUGUGUUUAUUGCCCUCGAUCACCUCAUUCAGCAUGUCAGAGAUCACGAAUUCGUGGAUAUUUAUGGGCUGGUGGCUGAACUGCGCAGGGAGAGGAUGUGUAUGGUGCAGAAUCUGGCUCAGUACAUCUUCCUGCACCAAAGUACGCAGGAGCUGCUAAACAACAAAGGCAACAGCCAGUCCAUUUGGUUUGUUAGCUAUUCUGCUCUGGAGAAGAUGGACUCCCUGGAUGCCAUGGAAGGUGACGUUGAACUGGAAUGGGAAGAGACCACUAUGUGAAAAUCUGAGGUAUGCCUCUACCUGCGAGUAUUCUUUCGGGGUCAUUGGCACAUGACCUGUGCACAAACCCUAAACAGAACCGCCUCCACCAAUCAGAGUUAGAGGAUGAACGUGGAUGAACGGGAGGUGAACACCACAGUCUGAACUGAACGGUCUGUCUGAUGACUAAGACUUUGUUGCUCCACUUCAAACCUACUUCUCAGCGCAGUCCUCUCCUUCCUGCACCUCUUGUCCACUGGUUUCCGAAGAGGGUGAGAGAAACAGAAACUGAGAGAAGCAACAGGGGUAAGAGAGAAAGGGGUGAGCUGAUUGUGAGAGCGCUAUCACAUCUGUCAGCCUGCAGGUACUUUGCACAAAUUGAUUUCACUGUAAUUUUAUUAUGUUGAUAUCAUCUACGUUUUUGUAAGAUAAUUUAUUCAGCCAAAAUGGUAUUGUUGUUGUUUUCCAAGCCUCUUUGUAACUCUGUCUGUGUCAAUGUGUUGUUUAUCCUUUCUCAAGAGUGAUUUGCAAAAAUAAAAGUAACUUGCAUUUUU
Molecule: messenger RNA, 11682 nt
Organism: Amphiprion ocellaris (clown anemonefish)
Lineage: Eukaryota; Metazoa; Chordata; Actinopteri; Pomacentridae
Gene: ptprq
Product: protein tyrosine phosphatase receptor type Q
Exons: 63
Coding region: 377-11149 (3590 amino acids)
Biological process (GO): protein dephosphorylation
Molecular function (GO): protein tyrosine phosphatase activity; protein binding
Source: RefSeq, a predicted model, not a curated record